AUGGCGAAAUCGUUGAGCCUGCAUCUUCUCCUCCACCUCCGCCGCCCCACACCGAUGCAAACUUAUUCGACGACGCCGCUCCGCCUCCUCUCCGCCCGGCCGAAACCCCUAAACCACGCGUCCUCAAAAUUAUUAUCCACCACCGCCACACCAUACCCGCUCCAAUACGAAAUGAUAGUCACCCGCCCCGCCGCCGACAUCCCCCGGAAGCAACCCAUCAGGCGCCGCUCACCGGCCGCCCUCCCCAUACCCCAAGCCGGAGACUCCGGCCCGGACCCGGACACGGGUUUCGAAGCCUGGGUCGACCAAAGGCUUUCCAGCAAAGGCACCGAAAGUGACAGCAGCAGUAAAACAGAACCGGUGGUGAUGGACAAGGCCAAGAGAAGGUAUUACAACAAACGGAGGAAGAGAAUGUACGGGGAAUCUGAUUCCGACGAGGAAAGCGGCCGCCGGGGGAAAUCCGGCGGCGAUUUCAUCGAGCUGAAGCAGGAGGUCGUGGAGCUGCACUCCGUGCACAAGCGGGAGGAGGAAUUGUACUUCCACGAUGCGUUUGCUUACCCUUGGGAGAAAAACAAGCACUACAAGAUGGUUUAUCAGCUGGAGAAGAAGUACUUUCCCGACCAGUGCUUCGAUAAUGCAUUUCUCGACCCGGGAAAGCCGAACCAGAAACAGGGGAGGAGGAAGAAAGAGGAGGCUAAGAAAGAAGUUGGGGGUGAAGAUAUGAAAGCAGCAGGCGAGGAUGAUAGAGGGUUGGUGUUUUUCGAGGAGAGUGAGAAGGAAAAAAAGGAACUGCGUGUUGAGGAUGUUACAGAGAAGAAAGUGGAGGAUUUCUUCAAGUGUUUGAAGAAAUUCCCCAAUGAGUCCGGUGGGGAUGCAGCUGAAGCUGCAGACCCGUUUCUCUCGACAAGAAAAGUCGGGCUUCCGCCUAAAUGGGACGGGCCGUAUGGGACUGUGGUUCUGGUGAACAAGCCUAAAGGUUGGACUUCAUUUACAGUUUGUGGAAAGCUUCGGCGCCUGGUUAAAGUAAAGAAGGUUGGCCAUGCUGGAACGUUGGAUCCUAUGGCAACCGGUUUAUUGAUUGUAUGUGUUGGUAAAGCCACAAAGGUAGUCGACAGAUAUCAAGGCAUGAUAAAGGGUUACAGUGGGAUAUUUCGCUUAGGGGAAGCUACCUCAACCUGGGAUGCUGAUUCGCCUGUCAUCCAAAGGGAGCCUUGGGAAGAUAUUAAGGACGCAGAUAUAAAGAAAGCUGCAGCAUCCUUUCGUGGGGAGAUAUGGCAAGUCCCCCCAAUGUUCUCUGCUAUCAAAGUUGGAGGGGAGAGGAUGUAUGAGAAAGCUAGAAAAGGAGAAAGCAUUGAACUUUCACCUAGAAGGAUUUCAAUCUUCAAUUUUGACGUUGAACGAAGUUUAGAUGACAGGCAAAAUGUGAUUUUCCGGGUAACUUGUUCGAAAGGAACAUAUGUUCGAUCUCUUUGUGCUGAUUUUGGGAAGGCUCUCGGCAGUUGUGCACAUUUGACGGCCUUGCGUCGGGAUUCAAUUGGUGAAUAUUCAGCUGAUGAUGCAUGGGAAUUUCAGGAGUUGGAAGAGGAAAUUACCAAAGGAUAUAUGUAG
This is a messenger RNA of Striga hermonthica, 1608 nucleotides long. The record is from the annotation of a GenBank genome assembly. Lineage: Eukaryota; Viridiplantae; Streptophyta; Magnoliopsida; Lamiales; Orobanchaceae.